AUGGCUUCCUCGAGCUCCGUCAAGGACCUCUGCAAGAUCAUCACAGCCUACAUUGCAGAGCCUGCAUUGCCCCUGCCCGACGACGUCAAAGCUGCCAUCACCGCGUACCUCGACAAGCACGAGACCUAUGACGACGCCGUUGCCGACCGACUUCAGGAAGAGCUUGUCUCCAUCUUUGAUAAGUAUGUCCGAGGCAAUGCAACUGCUACUGGGCCAUGGAUGGCGGUCCUCCGCCGCAUCCAGAUGGCCUUGCAGAGCCCUGAAAAGGUGCUCUUCUGGUUUGAUGCCUGCCAAAACAUACUCGACAACACACCGUUAGACAAGGCCGUUGUCAAGGAGACUAUUGCUGCAAUGAUGAACACGGCUCUCUUGGCUGAGAAGCUGCAGGAUUCCUUCGACGAGGAUUUAACGUCCAAUCCCAUCAUAGAUCGUCUUCUCUCCAUCUGGAUAGACAACUUCUAUCCUGCUCACAUUGAGGGCAACAAGUCCUUGGAGCACAAUGAGCAGCUUUUGAGAGAAGCUCUGGGCCAAUUUGGAAGACGAAAACCAAAGGAGUUCUUUGCGUCGCUCAAUAAGCUCUUUGUAAAGCAAGAACAUCGAGAACCGCUCCUCCGAUUCUUUUGCGCCUUCAUCCAAGGACAGCCACCACACCUGUACCAGAUUCUCGAGACGCAGCUCUGGACAAGCCUGCUGCAGUGUUUGCAGCUCGAUACAUCUACCACGGUGGUGUCUGCAGCCCUGACGACUGUUAUCAUGCUAUUACCACACAUGCCGAGCGAUCUAGUACCCCAUCUGCCGACGCUAUUUAAUAUAUAUGCGCGUUUACUGUUUUGGGAACAAGAACGAUCAGGCUCUAUCGAGAUGGCAUCUCUUGAUGCCGCCUACACAGCAAGCUGGGCCGCGUGCACGUAUGAACCAGACUCUGAAGACUUGGAAAUUGGCCAUCUUGGACAGUACUUUUCCGUACUAUAUGGCCUCUACCCAAUCAAUUUCAUGGACUAUAUUCGAAAGCCCCAGCGCCAUCUACGCCACGCCGAAACCUCGGAGUCAAGCAGCAUUGAGGUGCAGCCGACAGAGAUGAGGUAUCAUUCAGAACAGUUUUGCAGCAUCCAUGUGCUACAUCCCAACUUUUAUACAUUAACCAUUGAAUCUGAGAAGACGGAUUUUACCCGCUGGAUGAAGUGUGAAGCCGCCGAAGUCGUCGCCGGGUGUAUGGGACUACGCACGACAACCGAGGCCGACCCCUUCGCCGAAGGUGCCUUGCCGCCUAUUACACCAGCUGAUGCUGCUGUGCUUCCUCAUUCUUCCGAUCAGCCUCAGCGUGUGACGUCUGAUCCGGCGCUUCUUAGUACCAACAAGGUAGACAGCUGGCGCAAGGCUCAGUUCUCCAGCGCAGAUUCCGCAUCAAGCGAUCGAACCCCUUCCAUGAUGCUGCGUAGGGGUUCUCAGUCUAGCCAACCGUCAAAUAGGGAGUCUGGCGAUCCCAGAAUCAGACACACGGAGAGUCCUACUCAGCUGACACAGUCGCCAUCUCACACACAGUUACAGGACAUGAUCAAGUCUAACAAGACAAUCAAGUCAGGGCUUCAUCAGUCGCUCGCAAACGAUAGUGUCGCUUCACUGGCGCUGAGUCAUCCUGAUUCAAACGCUGACCGAUCGGUCAAAGAUGCCAUGCCGCCUUCUACCUUGCCACGCACAUCUGGUGCCAUACCGCCCACCAACGCUGAUGCUCAUACUCAAGUGGUCCAGCUUCAACGUCGGGUACUUCUCUUAGAGAAUGACUUGAGUUUUGAACGUUUCUUGAAGCAGCAGCACAUGACGCAUAUUGGAGACCUCCGGCGGCGUCAAGUUGUGGAAGCUGCCACAGAGGCUGAAACGCAGAAUUUGCUUAUGACAAACCGCAACCUCAAGAACCGGUACGAGGAAGCCAAGAAGGCAGAGAUGCAAGUCCGAAAAGAGUCGGAAAAGAGCCGCGCCAUGGCAAAGAAAUGGGAGACAGACUUUUACAACAAGCUAAAGAAUAUGCGAGAAGAGUCGAAGAAGACAGCGGCGGAGCUAGAAGAGCGGGAAAGGGAGCUCUCGGCGUCCAAAGAAGAAUGCGGCAAGCUUCGAGUGCUCCUGUGCGAUGCCGAAGUCAAGGAACUCAACUGGAAGCAGCAUGUGCAGUCUAUUGGAAUCCACGGCGACGAAUUGGAACGUCUACGCGACGAGGUUAAUCGAUUGACUCUAUCAGAGCGAGAUUUCCAAGCCAAAGAUUUGGAGAGACAGGAAGCUAUGAUUAAGGCUGUAGAGACGCAAAAUAGGUUGGAAGAGAUGCAGAUGAAGCUGACAGCUCAAGAAGCUGAAGUUCAGCAAACCAAGAGGCUCUUCCAGAGCCAACUGGCUGCUUUGCAAGAGCAGCUAUCGACAAGGCAAGAGGAGCGGUCAAGACCGGGGGUCAACUCUGACCUAGCAAUUGAGUCUUCACUGGCCGGCAGCCGAGCCAAGCAGGCGGAACUGCAGAAGCAGUUCGAUCUGCUACAGCGCAAGUAUACAAAACUCCAGUCGUCAUUACUGGAUAUGAACGCGUCGACACCGGCUCCCCUCAAUACGUCUACCGGAGGGGACUGCACCGACUACCUAUCGACGUCGGCAAGCCCCGUCAUGAUGAGAGCGACGGCACACGGGCCACCUACAUCUCCAGACGUGAAUCCAUACCAUGUGACGCCACCACUGGAUCCCAAGAUUGGGGCAGCUUUGACCGCGAUACCUAGUCCUAGUCCUCAGGGUAAAUCCCAGGAAGCAGCCGGGCCAUCACGAAGUCCAGAGCAAAGGCAUUUCGGUUUACACAGUCGACUACGGCGAGAUGGUGGAGACAAGGGCAAAGACGAUGGUGGCAACUCAUCAAGCAAGCCGAAGAAGGAGAAGAGAUCUACGCUACGAGGAAUUCGUGGAUUUGUUUAA
Cordyceps fumosorosea ARSEF 2679 is the source of this 2943-nucleotide messenger RNA. RefSeq names its product hamartin. Gene Ontology annotation, biological process: negative regulation of TOR signaling; regulation of cell cycle. The coding region runs from base 1 to 2943 and encodes 980 amino acids. Lineage: Eukaryota; Fungi; Ascomycota; Sordariomycetes; Hypocreales; Cordycipitaceae. Gene Ontology annotation, cellular component: TSC1-TSC2 complex. The record is from RefSeq and is a predicted model, not a curated record. The transcript has 4 exons.